This is a messenger RNA of Nothobranchius furzeri (turquoise killifish), 2065 nucleotides long. The record is from RefSeq and is a predicted model, not a curated record. Lineage: Eukaryota; Metazoa; Chordata; Actinopteri; Cyprinodontiformes; Nothobranchiidae.
AAACGCAGACUUGUUUGAUGACGUAUACAGGAAAUGCAAACUGGUUUCAAAAUAGUCUCACUGAACAUUUUCUAGCGUUUGUUUUUAGUCAAAAGGGCUACUUUUUCCUCACCAGAGUAAUGCAAACGUGGAGUCUUGUGUCAAUUUGUGUUUUACUCGGCGUUGUUGUGAGAUGGGGUGUAUCGUUAAACUCAUAUUCAGGUGCAAAGAAACCUCCAAUGUUUGGAGACUAUGAAGCCCAAAGACACUGGCAAGAAGUGACUUACAACCUUCCUGUGCAGGAAUGGUACUUUAACAAUACUGACAAUGACCUGAACUACUGGGGUCUCGACUACCCUCCUCUCACUGCUUACCACAGCUGGAUCUGUGCUUAUAUAGCCAAGAUUAUAAACCCUGAAUGGGUGGAGCUACACAGAUCCAGAGGUUACGAGAGUCCAGCGCAUAAGUUAUUCAUGCGAACCACAGUCUUGGUAGCAGAUGUGUUGAUAUACAUUCCUGCAGUUGUUUUGUACUGUCUGUACCUGGCUGAUGGCUCCUCCAAGAAGAAGGUUUCCACUCUUUUCUGCUUCCUUCUUUAUCCCGGACUAAUUCUUAUCGACCACGGCCAUUUCCAGUACAACGGGGUGAGCCUGGGCUUUGCCCUGUGGGGGGUCCUGGCUCUGGGUCUGGGCUGGGAUGCUUUGGGCUCUAUGGCCUUCUCCCUGGCUCUCAACUACAAACAGAUGGAGCUGUAUCACGCUCUGCCUUUCUUCUGUUAUCUGCUGGGAAAGUGUGUAAAAGAUGGCCUGAUGGGGCGUGGGCUUUUCUUGUUGGUGAGAAUUGCUGCAACUGUGUUGGCGACCUUUGCCCUCUGCUGGCUGCCCUUCCUGUCCGACCCUAGCCAAGCCUUGCAGGUGGUCAGGAGGAUUUUUCCCGUGGGUCGUGGUCUGUUUGAGGAUAAGGUGGCCAACACAUGGUGCAGCUUGAACACCCUGAUAAAGAUCAGAUCCAUUCUGUCAGGCGACUUUCAGCUUUACCUCAGCUUUGCCCUCACUAUCCUGGCAGUUCUACCCUCCUCUAUCCGGCUUCUGACCAAACCCACCUUCUGGAACUUUAAACUGGCUCUGGUCAACUCAUCACUGGCCUUUUUCCUCUUCUCCUAUCAAGUCCACGAGAAGUCCAUCCUAUUGGUUGCUCUACCCAUUUGCCUCCUUUUGAAUGACCUCCCAUUUACGAGUGCUUGGUUCCUGCAGGCUUCUACUUUCAGCAUGCUGCCUCUUUUCCUGAAAGACGGCCUGCUGGUACCCUACGCUGUGACCUCAGCAGCUUUCCUGCUCCUCAGCAUCUGCUUACUGUCCGUGCUGGAUCACUGCUCAGAGGAAGAGAUGGAACUCUGCACCUACAAGAAACUUCUGUUCUGUCAUCCCAAAAUGGACCUGGCCUGUAUUGUGAGAUGGAAGUUCUACAUCAGCAUUGCUGCGAUGGCCGGUUUGAGCAUUCUGAGCGUAGCGCUGGAGCCCCCGAGACAUCUGCCGGACCUGUUUCCUGUUCUAGUGUCUACAAUCGCCUUCCUCCAUUUCUUGGGAACAUUUAUACAUUUCAACAUUCUUCAGUUCAGCAAGUUGCCGAGUAGAAAAAGGCAGAAGAAAAACAACUAAACACGAUUUUAUUCAUUUAAAGCCCACAAGAUGGUUACUCUUAUCAGGUUUUCUGUCAAAUAAAGAAAUAAAUGCCUAUUAAGGAGAUCGUUGUAAGAGCUCCAGGCAGACAAUUGACACACUAUUGUGUGUGUGUGUGUGUGUGUGUGUGUGUGUGUGUGUGUGUGUGUGUGUGUGUGUGCGUGCGUGCGUGCGUGCGUGCGUGCGUGCGUGUGCGUGCGUGCGUGCGUAGUGUGUCAUUGCCCCAUCUUGUUGGCAGCGUUGGCAUCAACACUCAGAUUAACAUUGGCAUCAACACUCAGAUUAACACGAUGAUCUGAACUAAAAUCUGUCUGUGGAACAAUUUGUACUCAUAAAAACUUUCAUUUGUGACAAUUUUCUACUUUUUGCAUUUUGAGACAUAAUUAAAGUUAUUUUGUACAAACAUG